Molecule: messenger RNA, 1799 nt
Organism: Ostrea edulis (European flat oyster)
Lineage: Eukaryota; Metazoa; Mollusca; Bivalvia; Ostreida; Ostreidae
Product: zinc finger protein SNAI2-like
Exons: 2
Coding region: 451-1653 (400 amino acids)
Biological process (GO): regulation of DNA-templated transcription
Molecular function (GO): DNA-binding transcription factor activity, RNA polymerase II-specific; RNA polymerase II cis-regulatory region sequence-specific DNA binding
Source: RefSeq, a predicted model, not a curated record
AUAUGAUUUGUGAACUGCGGGAAUUUCUUAAAGUUCUCAAACACCUGUUACCCAUUUUCAUAAGCAUGUUUAUUCAGAUUGGUUCAAGAAAAGGCUGGGCGGAGCCUUGAAAUCUGAUUGGGCGUUGCUUUGUCAAACUUUCUGAAAUCACGCUCUACGAUUGGUAGAAAGUAAACUGAUUUUCUUAAGAAAAAAAGUGGAUAUUGUAUUUUGAAUGAAGGAAGACCACGAUUUAAAAACGAUACUCGAGAAGAUUUCGUUUUAGUUUAUUCGGUGUCCACAAAAUCACUGAAGCAACUAACUCAUGCAUGGCCAAAAAGCUAACGCCACUGUUGAAAGUUAACCAAAGAAAGGAAAAAAGGUGUCGCAGGAAUGCGAAAACAUUCCUAAUUUUAACUGUUUGACAAUUUAUAAGUUUAAAGACAUUUUCAAAAUACUGCACCGGUGAUAAUGGACGUUUGCCAAACUGGACGAGAUACCAUGAGUUUCAGCGACAAGUCAGCUGUAGAUACAACGAUCCUCAAGAUCCCAAAGGAGAGAGACAGCUUACACAAGUUUGCCAUCACCAAGAUGCUCGGGAUUUCAGACGACGAGGAAGAAAGACCAAAACCCCCAAAGCGGCAAAACAGAGACGACAGAGACAUCACCAAAUUAGACGAAAACUGCAACAACUUGGCUGGAAUAGGAAGUAAAUCUCCAUCAACUUCGGAAUCUCGGAAUUCUUCCCCACAUUUACGUGAUGAACAUGAAAGGUUAGGAGCCUGCCGUACCCCUGGAAGUCCGUUCGAGUUUCCACAUAUUCCGUAUGAUUUUCCUUCAUGGCCGAAUCCUUUAUUCCGUGGCAUGCUCCCUCAUUAUUCGUCUUACCUUCCGUUUGGCAUGCCGAUUCCCGGACUUCCUCCUGGAUUCCCAUCAUUCCACCCCAUAACAUCAGAACAUCAAUUUCCAUUAAAGGCAUUUAGUGAUCCGUUCUUUGCAUUUAGUGCCAUGCGUCAUGCUUUCCCGCAGUCCCGGACGUUGCCAAGUCCCCAUUUACCAUACCCCGUACAUGUCUCAAAAUCGCAGAAAUCAGAUGACGGUCUCGAGGAAAAUACUUCAAAAGUAUCAUCAUCGGCAUUUGAUCCAGUGGUUUCAAAAUAUUCCUUAGGAGAAAAUCCAUUGUUUGAGCUAGAUUUGACUGUCUCUGGAAAGAGAAAGGAAAAAGACGGUGAAACUAUGCGGUAUCAUUGCGAUGGAUGUACCAAAGUGUACGCAACAUUUAGCGGACUAACAAAACACAAACAGUUUCAUUGUGCAAGUCAGGUCAAGAAAGAAUUUAGCUGUAAAUACUGUGAUAAGACCUAUGUUUCACUUGGAGCACUGAAAAUGCAUAUUAGGACACAUACUCUGCCCUGCAAAUGCAAACUCUGUGGAAAAGCAUUUUCGCGCCCUUGGUUGCUUCAAGGUCACAUACGAACCCAUACGGGGGAGAAACCUUUCAGGUGUGAUCAUUGUGCACGUGCGUUUGCGGACCGCUCCAAUCUUCGCGCGCAUCUUCAAACUCAUUCCGACAUCAAAAAAUACAGUUGCAAAUCCUGUUGCAAAACAUUUUCUCGCAUGUCUCUCCUGUUAAAGCACGAGGACGGUUGCUGUAGCAAACCUUUACUAGUGUAAAUUAGUGUAUAACCAGGUGAUCUUGUGGGCGUCUAGUCACAAUAAGCGGGUUUUGUGUGCAUUUUGAGUGCUAAAUAGUUACGAACUUAUUUAUAUUCCAUUUGAUGUGAUGUAUGGUAUGUUAAUUAAAUUAUCAAUACACUUAG